AUGGAGCACGAGCCAGUUGGAGGUUUAGCCGCCGCCGCAGGUCUCUCCGAGCGUGACACCUCAACUACCAGUGUUCACCCGGCUACGACCACAACUCGGGAGCCAGCCGAGGAGGGCUCUUUACACGGAGACGCUGUUGAGAAACCCACUGUCGACGGCAAGGAUGCAGUGUGCAAUGUGCCAAGCGGUUUAAUAGACUUGCCGACAACCGAAGCGGACCAGGAUGCUUACCCGCCUACAAGGGAUCCGGCUGUGCAUGCAUCAAGUGUGGGGGCACCGGAUCGCGAUGGAGAGUCUGAGCGUAAACCAGUUGAGGACUCUAUUCCUCCCACAGAUCUCUCCUUGCCUGUGGAGCAGAAUACUUCCACCAAAGACGAGGUCCCGACUACUAGCACAACUCAGGAGGCUGCCCGUGAGGGCUCGUUGCGGGAUGAGACUGUUGAAGGACCCACUGCCGACGGCGCUCCUCUUGUGUCCUACCCGAUGCAGCCAUUUGACGGCGAAGGUUCUUUAAACGAGGAGACUGCUGAUCGACCCGCUGCCGACGACGCUCCUCUUGUCUCCUACCCGGUGCAGCCAUUUGACGGCGAAGGUUCUUUAAACGAGCAGACUGCUGAUCGACCCACUACCGACGGCGCUCCUCUUGCGUCCUCCCCGGUGCAGUCGUUUGACGAUGAAGGCUCUUCAAACGAGGAGGGCGCUGAUCGACCCGACGUGCCGAACCGUGUCGAGGAACCCAAUGUGCCGAUCCAUGGUGAUGCAGGUAUGCCGCCAACCGAGUCGUUCCAAACUACCGACAUCUCUGACGCCGAGGGCUUGACCGAGGUUCCUCAGAGACCAGAUGUGGGCAAGUGUGCUGAUGACGACGAAGUGGAGCACGAGCCAGUUGGAGGUUUAGCAGCCGGCGCAGGUCUCUCCGAGCGUGACACCUCAACUACCAGCGCUCACCCGGCUACGACCGCAACUCAAGAGCCAGCCGAAGAGGGCUCUUUACAGGGAGACGCUGUUGAGGAACUUACUGCGGACGACGAGGAUGCAGUGUGCAAUGUGCCAAGAGGUUUAAUAGACUUGCCGACAACCAAAGCGGACCAGGAUGCUUACCCGCCUGCAAGGGAUCCGGCUGUGCAUGCAUCGACUGCAAGGGCACCAGAUGGCGAUGGAGAAGCUGGGC
This is a messenger RNA of Gregarina niphandrodes, 1171 nucleotides long. RefSeq lists its product as hypothetical. NCBI's taxonomy places the organism in Eukaryota, Apicomplexa, Conoidasida, Eugregarinorida, Gregarinidae. The record is from RefSeq and is a predicted model, not a curated record. The transcript has a single exon. The annotation marks the transcript as partial.